This is a messenger RNA of Solanum verrucosum, 836 nucleotides long. Its product is annotated as abscisic acid and environmental stress-inducible protein TAS14-like. NCBI's taxonomy places the organism in Eukaryota, Viridiplantae, Streptophyta, Magnoliopsida, Solanales, Solanaceae. Bases 38 to 511 code for a protein of 157 amino acids. The record is from RefSeq and is a predicted model, not a curated record. The transcript is spliced from 2 exons. Gene Ontology annotation, biological process: response to water.
AAAAAAUCAAACAAGUGUUUUUUAAUUUUGAUCAAAGAUGGCACAAUACGGCAACCAAGACCAAAUGCGCAAGACUGAUGAAUAUGAAAACCAUGUCCAAGAAACUGCAGGAGCCUAUGGAACUCAUCAAGAUACCGGUAUGGGAGGCAUGCAGGCUGGUACUGGUGGUAUGAUGGGGGGCAUGGGUACUGGUGGAGAAUAUGGAACUCAAGGUACCGGUACCGGUAUGGGUAUGGGUACUGGUGGAACUCAAGGCAUGGCCCAUCACCAUGAGGGGCAACAGCAGCUUCGUCGAUCCGACAGCUCUAGCUCGUCGGAGGAUGAUGGAGAAGGUGGGAGGAGAAAGAAGGGGAUGAAGGAGAAGAUAAUGGAGAAGAUGCCAGGAGGAGGACAUGGCAAGCAGGAAGGUGAGUAUGGCGCUCAACAUGGACAAACAACAGGUUAUGGUACUACUCAAGAGAAGAAAGGAAUGAUGGACAAAAUCAAGGACAAGAUCCCUGGGAUGCAUUGAGAAUACACCUUUGUUUUCAUUUCCAUCUUAUAAAUCAUGAAUAAGUAUUAGUGCUUGAUUUUAUUUCAUGCACUAAUUAGUAGUAAUCGUCAUGUGAGUUAUCUAAUUACGUACGUUGUGUGUUUAAAGUCGUGUAAGGGCAGUGUGCUCACGCUAUAUAUAUGUGUGUAUUGGCGGCCAUGCCCUGCCCCUUCUGUAUUUUUAAAGAAGAAUAUUGCUUCUAUAUGCUUGGAAAGCAAUGAUCGAUGUCCAUAUGCAUCAUGUUAAUGUGUGCAUGUGAUGUCCUGUACGUGUUUAAUAAUAUGAUAAUGUAGUUUGAGUUUAA